This is a messenger RNA of Dracunculus medinensis (Guinea worm), 309 nucleotides long. The record is from the annotation of a GenBank genome assembly. NCBI's taxonomy places the organism in Eukaryota, Metazoa, Nematoda, Chromadorea, Rhabditida, Dracunculidae.
AUGUCGAGUAGUGGAGAAGAAGAGUUACUCCAACUGGAGCGUCAUAAGGAAGCGUACUGUAGAUUUGGUGGUCGUCGGCAACGAGUGCUAAACGAAUACAGUGUGACGUUAAGGGAAAACGCCUUUUCCCUUAGGCAACAUCUGAUGAAGGGGCAGAAUUCUUCAAACGAGACUCUUGAAACGAAAUUCUAUAAUAUAGUCGCUGAAAGUGGCAGUUACGAGUUUACGAGUGGACGAAGUCAGGUUUGGGUUAAAGGUCACGUUUGGGCGUUGUCCGACUUGUUUCUCCAAUUUUUCGUUGCAACGUAA